Notechis scutatus (mainland tiger snake) is the source of this 8769-nucleotide messenger RNA. Lineage: Eukaryota; Metazoa; Chordata; Lepidosauria; Squamata; Elapidae. The record is from RefSeq and is a predicted model, not a curated record.
GACUGAGAAUUUCUACAGACUUUUACUGUGUUUGAUUAUUUUUCCAUCUCACUUGUGAAAAAGCUGGAUGCCACUUGAGAGCGGAAUCCUUCUGGUUUUCUGUAAGAGAAGAGACUAGAAAUGGAUGCAAACCAACCAGCCUGGGAGGGAGUGGGAAAAGGUCCCACUGCUGUUCAACCUGGGAGCUUCGGAGAAGUUUGGGCAGAACCCAGGAAGAAGAUCCCGGAGGAGGAGGAAGAUGCCCUCAGUUCUGAGAUUCAGCGCUGGCGCUUCAGGAAUAGCCCCUUUCAGGAGGCCGAUGGGCCGCGAGAGCUUUGCAACCUCUUUCACCGCCUUUGUUGGGGAUGGUUGCAGCCCGAGAAGCACACCAAGACUCAGAUGUUGGACUCGGUGAUCUUGGAACAAUUUAUGGCCGUCCUACCCAGGGAGAUGCAGUGCUGGGUGCAGGAAUGCCAAGCGGAGACCACUUGCCAGGCGGUGGCUCUGGCCGAAGGCUUCUUGCUGAGUCAAGCGGAGGAGGACGAACAGGGAAGGUAUCAGGUUCUGAAGUCCUUGCUGGAAGUGGGUACUAAUUGUGCAGAGGGAAGCACAAGUCCCUCUCAAGAGUCAUGUUGUAGAGUGAUCUCCAAGCAGGAAAGUCAAUCUCAGGAUGCCUCACUUGGGAAAAAAAUGGCAUCGCUGUUAUUCAUUCGAUCACCUCCUGGUGCUGGUGGAACUGAAAGAGCAGCUGCGCUUUUAACUCAGGAUCCUGUAUCCUUUGAGGAGGUGGCCAUUCAUUUCACCAGCGAAGAAUGGUCACUGCUGGAUCUCGGCCAGAAAGCCUUGCACCAAGAAGUCAUGUUGGAGACAUGUAGGAUCAUGGCCUCUUUAGAUGAUGAGCCGAAAAAUGAAAAUGACCAAGAGCCAAAUGUGUUGCCAUCACAAAUAAUACUGGAAUCUGCAAAGAAGUCAGGAAGGAAGAGAUGUGAGAAAAACCAAUCUUGUAAUUGGAGAGAAGAGCUGAGUUCUGAAUGCGCCAAAAAAGAUCUUUUCCUGAUUCAAUGUGAUUUCAAAGAAAUCAAUACAGAAAAAUGUCACAGAAGUGGGGAAACAGCUCAAGCAAAACGCAGUUUCAGUAACAACUACACACCUGGAAAGAGCCUCAGCAAUAAUAGUAACAUUAUUUCUGAUAAAAUGGUCCAUGCAAGAGAGAAGCCCUAUAAAUGCAUGGACUGUGGAAAAAGCUUUAGGUGGAUAAAUAAUCUAACUGCACAUAAAAGGAUCCAUUCAGGAGAAAAGCCCUUUAAAUGCCUGGAAUGUGAAAAAAGCUUCCGUAUGAAGAGUUCCCUUAUUCUUCAUAAAAGGAUCCAUAUGGGAGAGAAGCCCUAUAAAUGUGUAGAGUGUGAGAAGAACUUCAACACAAGCAGUGAGCUCACUUCCCAUAAAAGGGUCCACACAAGAGAGAAACCCUAUAAAUGCCUGAAGUGUGGAAAGUGCUUCAGACAUAAUGGUUCUCUUACUUCCCAUAACAGGAUUCAUUCCGGGGAAAAACCCUAUAAGUGUAUUGAGUGUGGAAAAAGCUUCAGUAUGAACAGCUCAUUUACUUUUCAUAAAAGGAUCCAUACGGGAGAGAAACCCUUUACAUGCGUGGAGUGUGGAAAGAGCUUUAGCACAAAUAGUGCGCUUUCUUCCCAUAAUAGAGUGCAUACAGGAGAGAAGCCCUUCAAAUGCACCAAUUGUGGAAAAAGCUUCAGCCAUAGAGGUUCUCUUACUUCCCAUAAAAGGCGGCAUUCAGGGGAAAAACCAUAUGAAUGCAAGGUCUGUGGGAAAAGCUUUACUACGAACAGUUCCUUUAUACUGCAUAAAAGGAUCCAUACAGGAGAGAAACCAUAUAAAUGCCUAGAAUGUGGAAAGAGCUUCAGUCACAGCAGGUCCCUUACUUCCCAUAAAAGAGUCCAUACUGGAGAGAAACCGUAUAAAUGUACGGACUGUGGAAAGAGCUUUAGCAAUAGCAAUCACUUGACUACCCAUAAAAGGAUUCAUUCAGGGGAAAAACCCUAUAAAUGCAUGGACUGUGGAAAAAGCUUUAGUAUGAACAGUUCAUUUACUUUUCAUAAAAGGAUCCAUACAGGAGAGAAACCAUAUAAAUGCCUAGAAUGUGGAAAGAGCUUCAGUCACAGCGGGUCCCUUACUUCACACAAAAGGAUCCAUACAGGAGAGAGACCCUAUGAGUGUAAGGACUGUGGAAAGAACUUUAGCAACAGUAGUUACUUAACCUCCCAUACAAGGAUCCACUCCGGGUUUAAGCCAUAUAUAUGCAGGGAAUGUGGGAAGAGUUUUAUUUCAAGCAGCUCCCUUGCUAAUCACAUUAGUAUUCACACAGGAGAGAAACUGUAUCAAUGUACAGAGUGUGGGAAGAGUUUCAGGUUGAAAGUUCACUUAACUUCCCAUAAAAGGGUCCACACAGUGGAGAAACCCUAUGAAUGCAUAGUGUGUGGAAAGUGCUUCAGUCAUAGUGGUUCACUUGCUUCCCAUAACAGGAUCCACACAGGGGAGAAAAAAUAUGCAUGCACGAUGUGUGGAAAGAACUUCAGGUGGAGGAAUCAACUUACUUCCCAUAAAAGGAUGCAUACAGGGGAAAAACCCUAUAAGUGCAUAGAGUGUGGGAAAAGCUUCAGUAUGAACAGUUCGCUUAUGUCUCACAAAAGGGUCCAUACCGGAGAGAAACCUUACCAAUGUAUAGAAUGUGGGGAAAACUUUAGCACAAACAAUGACCUUACUUCUCAUAAAAGGGUUCACACAGGAGAGAAACCCUUUCAAUGUACAGAAUGUGGAAAGGGCUUCAGUAUGAAUAGUUCUCUUACUUGUCAUAAGAGGAUCCAUACCGGAGAGAAAAAAUAUGUAUGCAUGGUGUGUGGAAAGAAUUUCAUGUGGAGGAAUCAACUUACUUCCCAUAAAACAAUGCAUACAGGGGAAAAACCCUAUAAAUGCAAGGAGUGCGGGAAAACCUUCAGUGUGAACAGUUCCCUUACGUCUCAUAAGAGGAUCCACACUGGAGAGAAACCCUAUAAAUGCAUAGUGUGCGAGAAGAACUUCAGCACAAGCAGUGAUCUUUCUUCCCAUAAAAGGAUCCACACAGGAGAGAAACCCUUUAAAUGCUUGGAGUGUGGAAAGUGUUUUAGUGUGAAUAGUUCCCUUACUUCACAUAAGAGGAUCCAUACAGGGGAGAAACCCUUUCAAUGCACAGAAUGUGGAAAGAGGUUCAGUAUGAAUAGCUCCCUUACUUCUCAUAAACGAAUCCAUACUGGAGAAAAACCAUAUUCAUGCCUAGAGUGUGGGAAGAACUUCAGUACAAGUUGUAAUCUCCGUUCCCAUAAAAGAAUCCACAAAAGAAAAAAACCCUAUAAAUGCCUGGAGUGUGAAAAGAGCUUCAGCAGCAGCAGUUACCUGACCAUCCAUAAAAGGAUCCACACAGGAGAAAAACCGUAUAAAUGCACAGACUGCGGAAAAAGCUUCAGUAUGAAAAGUUCCCUUACUUCUCAUAAAAGGAUUCAUACGGGAGAGAAACCUUAUAAAUGUCUGGAAUGUGGGAAAAGCUUCGGGAACAGAGAUCAUCUGACUUCUCAUCAAAGGACCCAUACAGGGGAAAAGCCUUAUAAAUGCACAGACUGUGGAAAGACAUUUAAUUGGCAUGGCCACCUGACUUCUCACAAAAGGAUUCACACAGGAGAGAAACCCUAUAAAUGCCAGCAAUGUGGGAAAAGCUUCAGUAUGAACAGUUCUCUUACUUCUCAUAAAAGGAUCCACACCGGAGAGAAACCCUAUCAAUGCUUAGUGUGUGGAAAAAGCUUCAGUAUGAACAGUUCUCUUACUUCUCAUACAAGGGUUCAUACUGGAGAGAAACCCUUUCAAUGCUUGGAGUGUGGAAGAAGCUUUAGUAUGAAAAGUUCCCUUACCUCUCAUCAAAGAAUUCACACGGGAGAAAAACCCUAUAAAUGUGAAGACUGUGGGAAAAGCUUUAGUAUGAAAAGUUCCCUUACUUCUCAUCAAAGGGUUCAUACAGGAGAGAAACCUUAUCAGUGCUUAGAGUGUGGGAAGAGGUUCAGCCACAGUAGUCAGCUUACUUCCCAUAAAAGGAUCCACACAGGAGAAAAACCCUUCAUAUGCACAGUGUGUGGAAAGGGUUUCAGCAACAGCAAUCACCUGACCUCUCAUAAAAGAAUGCACACCGGGGAAAAACCCUAUAGAUGUACGGAUUGUGGAAAAAGCUUCAGUAUGAACAGUUCCCUUACCUCUCAUAAAAGGAUCCACUCAGGAGAGAAACCCUAUAAGUGUGUUGAGUGCGGAAAAAGCUUCAGUAUGAACAGUUCUCUUAGAUAUCAUAAAAGGAUCCAUAUGGGAGAAAAACCCUAUAAAUGCACAGAAUGUGGGAAGAGCUUCAUCCGAAGCAGUGAUCUUGCUUCCCACAAAAGGAUCCAUACAGGAGAGAAACCCUUUAAGUGUACUGAAUGUGGAAAGAGCUUCAGUGUAAACAGUUCUUUUAAUUAUCAUAAAAGGCUCCAUUCGGGAGAAAAACCCUAUCAGUGCCUAGAGUGUGGGAAGAGCUUCAGUAAGAGCAGUGUCCUUGCUUAUCAUAAAAGGAUCCAUUCAGGGGAAAAACCUUAUAAAUGUAUGGACUGUGGUAAGACCUUCAAUUGGUAUGGCCACCUGACUUCUCAUAGAAGGAUUCACACAGGAGAGAAACCCUAUAGAUGCCUGGAAUGUGGAAAGAGCUUUAGUCAUCGUGAUUCCCUUACUUCCCAUAAGAGGAUCCACACAGGAGAGAAACCAUAUAAAUGUAUGGAAUGUGGGAAGAGUUUCAGUCACAAUAGCCACCUGACUUGUCAUAAAAGGAUCCAUUCAGGGUUGAAGCCCUAUAUAUGCAAUGAAUGUGGAAAGAGUUUUGUUACGAGAGGUUCUCUUACUAAACAUGUUAGUAUCCACACAGGGGAGAAGCUGUAUCAUUGCACAGUGUGUGGUAAGUACUUCCGCAGGAAGAAUUCCCUUACUUCCCAUAAAAGGAUACAUACUGGAGAAAAACUGUAUAAAUGCAUAGAAUGUGGGACGAGCUUCAGAAUUAGUAGUGACUUAAUGUGCCAUAAAAGGAUCCAUUCAGGGGAAAAACCUUAUAAAUGUGGGGAUUGUGGGAAAAGGUUCAGCAGGAAGUAUUCCCUUACUUCCCAUAAAAGGAUACAUACUGAUGAAAAACCCUUUAAAUGCAUAGAAUGUGGGAAGAGCUUCAAAAGUAGUAAUUAUCUGAUGUGCCAUAGAAGGAUCCAUUCAAGGGAAAAACCUUAUAAAUGUGUGGAUUGUGGGAAAAGGUUCAGUAUGAAGUGUACCCUUACAUCCCAUCAAAGGAUACAUACUGGAGAAAAACCCUAUAAAUGCAUGGAGUGUGGAAAGAGCUUCAGGGGAAGCAGUGCACUUAAUUGUCAUAAACGGAUCCACACAGGAGAAAAACCUUAUAAAUGCCUAGACUGUGGGAAGGGCUUCGGCCAAAGCAGUAGCCUGGCUUCCCAUAAACGGAUCCACACAGGAGAGAAACCCUUUAAAUGCAUGGAGUGUGGAAAAAGCUUCAGUGUAAAGAGUUCUCUCACUUCUCAUAAACGGGUCCACACAGGAGAAAAACCCUAUAAAUGCCUACAGUGUUGGAAGAGUUUCAGCAGCAGUAGUUAUCUGAUAUUGCACAAAAGGAUCCAUACAGGGAGAAAACCUUAUAAAUGUGGGGAUUGUGGACAAAGGUUCAGUGUGAAGUAUUCUCUUACUUCCCAUAAAAGGACCCACACAGGAGAAAAACCCCAUAAAUGCCUAGAAUGUGGGAAGGGCUUCUCAACUAGUAAUUAUCUGAUGUGCCAUAGAAGGAUCCAUUCGGGAGAAAAACCUUAUAAAUGUAUGGAUUGCGGGGAAAGGUUCAGAACGACGUGUUCCCUUACGUCCCAUCAAAGGAUACAUACAGGAGAAAAACCCUUUAAAUGCAUGGAGUGUGGAAAGAGCUUCAGGGGAAGCGGUGCUCUUAAUUGUCAUACACGGAUCCACACUGGAGAAAAACCCUAUAAGUGCCUAGACUGUGGGAGGGGCUUUACGCAAAGCGGUGAGCUUGUUUCCCAUAAACGGAUCCACACAGGAGAAAAACCCUAUGAAUGCAUGGAGUGUGGAAAGAGCUUCAGUGUAAAGAGUUCUCUCACUUCUCAUAAACGGAUCCACACAGGAGAAAAACCCUAUAAAUGCCUAGAGUGUGGGAAGGGCUUCAGACAAAGCUGUGACCUUGGUUCCCAUAAACGGGUCCACACAGGCGAAAAACCCUAUAAAUGCAUGGAGUGUGGAAACAGCUAUAAAAGCAGCAGUUACCUGAUCCUCCAUAAACGGGUCCACACGGGAGAGAAACCCUAUACAUGCCUGGAGUGUGGAAAGCGCUUCACUAUCAAGGGCUCUCUUACUUCUCACGAAAGGAUCCAUACAGGAGAGAAACCCUAUAAAUGUCUACAGUGUGGGAAAAGCUUCAGCCGAAGCAGUCAACUUAGUUUCCAUAACAGGAUCCAUACAGGGGAAAAACCUUAUAAGUGCACAGAGUGUGGAAAGACCUUCGCUGCCAGUAGGUCUUUAACUUCCCAUAAAAGGACCCACACAGGAGAGAAACCCUAUAAAUGCCUGCAGUGUGGGGACAGCUUCAGAUUUAAAAGUAACCUUGCUUCCCAUAAGAGGAUCCACAUCGGAGAGAAACCCUAUCAAUGCAAGGAGUGUGGAAAGAGCUUCAGGAGCAGCAGUCACCUAACAUCCCAUCAUAGGAUCCACACAGGAGAAAAACCUUACAAAUGUGUGGAGUGUGGGAAGAGCUUUAGGCAACGGAGUCAUCUUAUUUCUCACAGAAGGAUCCACUCAGGUGAAAAACCAUAUACGUGCAUAGAGUGUGGUGAGAGCUUCAGGUUGAGCAGUCAGCUGACAUACCACAUGUGGAAUCACACGGGGGAGAAGCCAUAUAGUUGUGCAGAAUGCGGGAAAAGUUUCAGCAACGUCAGUUCCCUCACUUGCCACAAAACUAUCCAUACAGGAGAGAAACGAUAUAAAUGCACAGAGUGUGGGAAAAGGUUCCGGAACAGCAGUCAUCUUACUUCCCAUAAAAGGAUCCAUACAGGGGAGAAACCAUAUAAAUGCGCGGAGUGCGGGAAGUGCUUCAGAGACAGCUCGGCCCUGGUGUCUCAUAGAACCAUCCAUACCGGAGAGAAACCGUACAAAUGUAUGGAGUGUGGAAAGAGUUUCAGCCAGGGAUACUCCCUUACGACCCAUCAGAUGAUCCAUUCGGGGGAAAGACCAUACAAAUGUAUGCAGUGUGGCAAGAGCUUCAAAUGGAAUAGUCACCUUACGGCCCAUCAAAGGAUCCACACGGGAGAAAAACCGUAUAAAUGUGUGCAGUGUGGAAAGAGCUUCAAAAACAGGAGUAACCUCACCAGCCAUAAAAGGAUCCACACAGGAGAAAAACCGUACAAAUGCACGGAGUGUGGGAAGUGUUUCCGAGGCAGCUCCGCCCUCAUUUGCCAUAAAACCAUCCACACGGGAGAAAAACCAUAUAAAUGUAUUGAAUGCGGCAAGAGCUUCAGCAGAGGCAGUUCCCUUACUUUCCAUAAAAGGAUUCACACAGGAGAGAAACCCUAUCAGUGUCUGGAGUGUGGAAAGAGCUUCAACCAGAGUAAUUCCCUUAUUUUCCACAGUAGCGUCCACACGGGGGAGAAACCAUUUAAAUGUAUCGAGUGUGGAAAGAGCUUCAGCAAAGAAGGUUGCUUUAUUUCCCACAAAAUGAUCCACACAGGGGAGAAACCCUACCAAUGUAUGGAGUGUGGAAAGACAUUCCGAUUGAACAGUCAGCUUACAUCUCAUCAAAGGAUCCACACGGGGGAAAAACCAUAUAACUGUACGGAGUGUGGAAAGACCUUCCGAUUAAGCAGCGAUCUGACUUCCCAUAAAAGGAUCCACACAGGAGAGAAACCGUAUGAAUGCAUGGGAUGCGGGAAGAGCUUCAAGCGAAGCAGUGACCUUACUUCCCAUAAAAGGAUCCACACUGGUGAAAGACCGUAUCAGUGUAUGGAGUGUGGAAAGACCUUCACAAUGCGAUCGUCCCUGACUUCUCACAAAAGGAUUCACACGGGGGAGAAGCCGUAUCAGUGCACAGAGUGCGGAAAGAGCUUCCGUGAAAAUGGGUCUCUCACUAUUCAUAAGAGGAUCCACACUGGAGAGAAACCGUAUCAAUGUAUGGAGUGUGGAAUGAGUUUCCGGCUACGCAGUCAGCUUGCAUCUCAUAAGAGUAUGCACAGGAGUUUAUCCAUAGAGCCUGGAUUGUAGGAGAAAAAAAUGGCAUUGAAUAGACCAGGCAAAACUUCCCCCUUCCCAGGGGCAAAAUUAACCCUCUCCACUCAGCCAUAGAAGGCCCAGGAGUACAGAGAUACUGAGAGAUGAGCAAAGGCUUUGGGAAGCAAGGCCCAUAUAUGACAAGCCAUAAAAACAUCCUUAGAAACCUACUAUGUUCAUACAAUACAUUGUUCACUCAAAUACAUUAUUAUUUUUGUAACUCUGUUCCAUUGCCUCAUGGAUUCCAUGUCUGAUUUCACUAACCAAGGCACCCAUCACACACAUGCUUAAUUCAAUUAUUUUUGACAAUCGUAUGUAUAUUCUAGUUUGUGUAAGUGUGUAAGGAGAUAUUUCCUCCCUGUUUAGAUUUUGCUUCUGCUAUCUCUAGUACUAUAAUAAAUAUAUUCUUUG